Molecule: messenger RNA, 714 nt
Organism: Pleuronectes platessa (European plaice)
Lineage: Eukaryota; Metazoa; Chordata; Actinopteri; Pleuronectiformes; Pleuronectidae
Product: eukaryotic translation initiation factor 4 gamma 3
Exons: 6
Coding region: 1-714 (237 amino acids)
Cellular component (GO): eukaryotic translation initiation factor 4F complex
Molecular function (GO): protein binding; mRNA binding; translation initiation factor activity
Source: RefSeq, a predicted model, not a curated record
AUGCAAACGGCGGCCAUCAUUCAUGACUGCGUGGUCAGGCUGCUGAACCACCGAGACAAAGAGUCUGUAGAGUGUCUGUGUGACCUGCUCACCACCAUGGGCAAGGUCCUUGACUUAGAGGAGGCCAAGCCUCAGAUGGAUGAGUAUUUUAUCCAGAUUGAAAAGAUCGUCGAAGAGGGGAAAACUUCAUCUCAAAUACGAUUAAUGUUGCAGGCUAUUAUAGACCUGAGAUUGCACAACUGGGUGUCCGGAGGACCCGAGCAGGGUCUGAACACCAUUGACGAGCAGGAGGAGCCAAGAGAAGUGCAACAACAACUGCUCUCCAAUGACACCGGGAGACAGCCAGAUCCAAGUGAGCAGAGAGAUCAGCUUGUGAAGAACGAGGAGCCCUGGACCACUGUGCCUAAUAGGACCAAAAGAAGGACCAGAGACUCCAAGAAUAUCCCAAAGGUCUCCAAGAACAACUGGGUGUCCAGAGGACCCAGGCAGGGUCCGCUAACCAUUGUCCACAAGGAGGCAAAGAAUAAAGAGAAGGAGGAGCAGAGAAAAGUGGACGAGAAGAUCCAGCAGGGCCCCUGGGCUCAAGUCCCAUUGCCUGAUCCGUUGACCUGGGGAACCAGUUCGAAGGAGCUGCUGGAGAGUCCAGCCCCGGAGGAGCUGGAGCAUGAGGGAGCCAUGCCACGCAGACCGAGUGUCUACGAGUGGUAUUGGUGA